Molecule: messenger RNA, 5339 nt
Organism: Opisthorchis viverrini
Lineage: Eukaryota; Metazoa; Platyhelminthes; Trematoda; Opisthorchiida; Opisthorchiidae
Exons: 13
Coding region: 747-4454 (1235 amino acids)
Biological process (GO): positive regulation of cell population proliferation; positive regulation of transcription by RNA polymerase II; animal organ morphogenesis
Molecular function (GO): DNA-binding transcription activator activity, RNA polymerase II-specific; RNA polymerase II cis-regulatory region sequence-specific DNA binding
Source: RefSeq, a predicted model, not a curated record
ACACCACCAGGCAGCGAGCAUUACUGCACGUACACACCCACACACAUGUUUCCCCCUAGACAACUUGACAGAAAAUUGAACAAAACACAUGGGUGUUCGGGGCAUGCGAUAAAUUUCUGACAACAUUUGACAGCUUGACGGCUCUUCAGCGUCCCGAUUAGUUCUGCUGUCAUUCGUGUGUAAUCGGAUUUGUGCUGCUACCUCAUACGACACGUAGUGGACACACCCCUCUCCAAGUACACACACACGCGUUCAUCCGCACAAUCAUAGGCAGUGUCGAGUGUCGUGUAAUCAUCCUCAUCAUCGUCAUCUCACGGUCCUUGACGUGAGCAAUCGAGAAUCGGCCCGAAUUUGACAGGUUCGUAUCGAUCCUAAUUUGCCAGCUAUUGAACCAACCACACAGGAAGCCCAAUCAAAACUUCAAGUGGGAACUAUUGAUCGGAAAGGUUAUUGAUCUGUGGAACCCGUACCUGUCCACAAGCAAUCCGAGAUUGCCUGCGGAGAAUACCAUCAAACCCCUUGAAUCGCAUCAAUCCAUCCAUCGGAUAUCACGUUGAAGAUCAUUUGUCGGCUGUUGUGUCCACCAAAAAUUCCAUAUUCAUGUUCCAUCUAACAUUCAUCCAGAAUGGAAUCUUUACCCUACCAUUUGCUCCACUAACUGUGAUCUACAAAAUUAUCCGCUGGAAAGUCUGUGAAAUGUAUUCUUUCUGUGCUCACUCUAUUCCGGCUCUCUUGUGCUGAACAAUAUGAUGUUAUCCGGAUCACCCAGUCAGCCGGGCUCACCCGAAUCCCUUUCUUUAACACGAAUGUCACCCAGCCGAACGGUUUCAGGCAAAACCGCGGGAUCUUUCAUCCCUCGCACUUCAUCUUCAGGAGAUCCAGAGGAAAACCUCACCCGCUGUCACGCCAACUCGCUGUCAUCUUCACGAUCCUCCUGCUCCUCUGCUUCGUCUGUUGAAGCUCCUUCCUCAAAUAAUAAUCUCGGUGAGCGUCCACCAAAUCCCUCCAAUACAGACUCCAGUGCUGUAUUCCCCACGCGUUCCAACGCCCCAACAAGCCUGUCCUCCUCUGGUACCCUCGCACCAGUAAGUAGUAUCCAAACUGGAUCCACAACAUGUAGUACAACAAGACUACAUGAAAAUCAAGGUCUAAAAGUUUAUACGAACCACGCUCACAGUUCGAGUACCGAUGGCCAUGGGACUUCCACUAAGAAAGAUGAAGAAUUUCAUUCCACCAACUAUCCCCCUUCAUUCUCGACUCCAGGAUCACAACAGCCAUCACACUCGCAACAGCGACAUCACUCGACAAAUUCCAAUGCAGUUGCUGGCGCAUCUACCCGACCCGAAAUGAACUCCAGACAGGUCAAUAUUCAGCCCUGCACCAACAGUUCCUCGGUGAAUGCUGGUCAUAACCUGGGUUUUGAUCCCAUCCUGGUGAAGGCCCGGGCCUCUGUAUAUGAUCACCCACUUUUUCCACUCCUGGCCUUAAUUUUCGAAAAGUGUGAGCUCGCCACAUGUACACCAAGAGAUGCCACUGGGUCCAGCGCUUCAAACCACUCUGCCAGUGCCGGGCUGGACGUAUGGUCUUCUGAAUCCUUCAACGAGGAUAUCGUUGUAUUCGCCAAAGAGUUGGCGAGCUCGCAAAAAAACAUCCGAACCGGAGAACCGGAGUUGGAUUCUUUGGAUAGUUAUGACCGUGGAUUCGUUUUCGCCGACUUGCCAUUCGAAUCGUGUCAGUCAACCAACGUUUUACCAGUGUUUUUCACUUUUUCUCUCUCUCCAUCUCCUGUUCAGAUAAUCCAAGCGAUUCAAGUUCUCCGGUUUCAUUUGCUCGAGAUUGAAAAGGUCCAUGAACUCUGUGAUAACUUUUGCUCACGUUAUAUCACUUGCCUCCGGGGUAAAAUGCCGAUUGACUUGGUCAUUGAGGAUCGUGACUCAGCCGGGUCAACAGGGUCUGGGAAUAGUCCUCAGCCAGCAAGUGGGCCAAUUCCUACCAGCUUGUCGUCCGGUCCGAUGAAUGCUGGGGCUUCUCAACCUGGAAGCAUGUCCUCUCAUCCUAGUGGGAACAACCUCUUUCACAACUUGUCUGAAGAGGGUGGCCCGCUGUCAGCGCAACACCCUUUACAUCACCCCAGUAUGAUGGGUUUGCCGGGCUACCCUGGAGCCUCCGGUUUCCGAGGUGACCCAACAUCAGCCUAUGUGGCUGCUGCUGCGGCCGCCUCUGUCUCCCAAAUGGGUGGAAUUCUCGGUCUAAGCGGAAUGUAUCCCGGUGUACAAGCAGGAGGACCAUUCCAACCGGGGUUCCCAGACCCUCGUUAUCCACACCAAAUUUCUUCCCAUCCAUCGAGUGGAUCCUUCCCAGACUCCAACAGCUAUUACGGUCAACAUUCCCAUCCAUCUGGUCAAAACCCACCACCCCAUCCCGGUGGUGGUUAUCAUCAUCGUGAUUCCAGAUCAUCCGGUGUCUAUCCUCCAUCCUGCGCCUCUGGUGGUUCCGCGUACGGUGGAGUGGAUUUGGGCCCAGAAAACAGACCUCCUCAUCUUGGUUCACCCUAUCCCACACAGAGUGCAAGUCUGGGUGGAGGGUCAUUUAACAGCUCCCCUGGAUUUGGCGGUCCAAACGCAGCCACACAUUUGGGUGCUCCCGGUGGCUAUGGUUCACAACAUCAGCAACAUCAACUCUCCACAGAUGCCCUUUCAUCAUCUUCUUCAUCGGGUGUUGUGGCACGUUCGAAGACAUCCUCUCCACUGUUGGGCAGCGUUGGAAGUAGGCGCUCACCGGAUGUGGACGACCACACCAGUCCAAACGGGGGUAGUGGGUGUAUCGGUGGCGGCGGAAGUGGAGCUUCCUCAAACCGAGGCGAUGGUGGGGGCGCGGGCGGCGGCGGAGGAAGUGGCGGAGGUCGGUCGGGUGGUGAUCGAAGUAGUGGCGGUGGAGGCGGUGGAGGUGGUGGUGGACGGUCAGCUUCUGGCGGAGGGCAUCAGCAAUCGUCUGGCCAGCAUUUGGGUCACCCGACAUCAAACCAUCAUCAUCACCAUCAACAGCAGAAUCCGCUUACACCACAACAACACUUGUCACAAGCUAACACGCCCUUAUCCCGGAGUCAUACAAGCCAAGAUAUGAACAGUGAAGCGGGUGACGGUGUAGAUAAUUCCGUUGGGUCCGGUGAGAAUAUGGAUGAAUUUGACCUGGAAGAAAAGGUAGCCAAAAGACAAAAGAAACGGGGAAUUUUCCCAAAAGCCGCAACCAACAUAAUGCGAGCCUGGCUGUUUCAACACCUAUCACAUCCUUACCCUUCGGAAGAACAAAAGAAACAGUUAGCCGCGGACACGGGCUUGACAAUACUCCAAGUGAAUAACUGGUUUAUUAAUGCGCGGAGACGGAUCGUUCAGCCAAUGAUCGACCAGUCGAACCGAGCGGGACCACAUGGCUAUCCUCCUGACGCCGCUGGAUGUCUGCCCUAUAUGGAUAAUCAGCACUUUGCAGCUUAUGGCCGUUCGGGCUUUCAUCCCAGUGGGCUACCCAGUGCAGAGUUGUACGCCGCUGCAGCAGCAGCUGCUGCAGCUGCCGCGGCAGGAGGAUCCUCCGCUGCUGAUAUGGACAGCCCAGGUGGUGCCGGAACUACCGGAUCCGCUCGUCCCGGGGUGAAUGAUGGCGGAUAUGUACCAAGUUACCUCGUAGGUGGAGGCAUGUCCGAUUCGGAAUUCGGACCGGCCAGUGCACUAUCCAGUUACCAUCGGACAGUUGGUGGCUACCCAUCAAUGUUGACAGGUCACCUACCCUAUGGAUCUUCCUAUUCUGCUCCCUCUCCGCCGCCUACUGGUAAUGGAAAUUCCGGUCGACCAAGCAAUCCGUUUUCGGGAUCCGGGCAGUUUGGGUUAUUUCCGAACGCCGCCAAUAACACCACAGAUAUGAACUACGGUUUACCUGACAGUAAACUUCGAGGGUCCACAGAUGCAGAAACUGUCCAGAAAGCGGCCGCUCAUCAAGCUACGAUGGCCGCCGCACACUACGCUGCAGCUGCCUUAGCACUGCAGCACCAACAAAAACGAGCGUCCUACACAUCUAACAGCACAGGACCUUCCAAUUCUCCCCCUGGUGUUCCAUACACUCCGCCAAACGGAUCCUAUCGUGGCAUGACCAACGGACACUUACCACAGUCCAGUUCUACGCAUCACUCUUCUGGCACUACGGCGUUUGGUGGAUCAGCUGGAAUUAUUCAACCCGCUCAUCUGCAAACUCACGCAGCCGGUGGAACGAAUGGUCAAGCAUUGAUUGGGUCUACUUCACCCAACCCUUUCUCAUCCUCAAAUCGCCAUCCAUUGGGACUCCCUAACUAUGGGCAUCACAGCAGUCACCUAGGUGCUCAUCCCCAUACAGGAGGCUUCCUUCCUUCUGUGGGUGGGCAGGAUAGCUUACCACAGCCUUCUCUGCAAGACAUACACGCGGGUUAGUCACCAUCAUAUGAAAUGCACAGUUAUCGCCCUCUAUGCAUCUUGACCUGGUUAGAAUUUGAUUUCACAAUCCCGGUGCUCCCACUCACCUGAGUUAAUACCUCGUCCAGCUGAUGUGUGUACAGUGGAGCUACGUGUGAACAAUAUGACUUCCCAAUGGCCUGGGCCACCCAUGUUGUACAUUGUCCACUAAGAAGAAUGGGAUGUCUGAAUUCUCAUCGCUCAGCCCAGAUAAUGCUGUUUCUGUUGCCUGCCCGCGACAUUUAAAACAACCAGGUAACAGUCAGCGUCCAGCUCAACCAAUGCACACUCCGCUCCCACACUUUUUUUGCAGUGCAGCAGAAGUUCAAGAAGCAUACUGCUGUGGUGAAAUACCUAAAGGCUGUUGUUAUUGAAGAGGAACGAUAAUACUGAGUAUCUCCCAUUGCACCGAAUUACUCUGGCCCAACACUUGUUAUUUUAAUGGGUUACUCCAAAUAUGAUGUAUCUGUCACUGUAACUAAGCUAACUUUUUGCAGUUCACCCCACUGCACAGCCCCUACCCAUUUGUUCAACCUCACAGUUCACCAAGUACCCAUCCAGACACCUUCAGCAAACUCAGUUGUAUACUAUUCCGAAGGUGUGACACAUAGCACCGCUUAUUUCUAACCGAGAACAAUAUGACAAACUUUUGUGCGGUUAUCUCUAUGCUUUUGCUGCGGACCAAUGAGAACCACACCAGUCGCCGGAUUCCUGCUCCAACCCCCGGGAUCAUCACGCACAAAAUCUAUCCCCACAUUCUCUAUCACAGUUGUUCUCUCUUUCUUUUCUGACAGUUUGUUCCUUUUUUCCAGGAAGUCCUCCUCCGUCUUUGUAGUUCAAUAAAUUGGUGUGCCAGUUGCCGAA